Messenger RNA from Mercurialis annua (annual mercury), 2049 nucleotides. RefSeq lists its product as uncharacterized. The transcript has 6 exons. The coding region runs from base 1 to 2049 and encodes 682 amino acids. Lineage: Eukaryota; Viridiplantae; Streptophyta; Magnoliopsida; Malpighiales; Euphorbiaceae. The record is from RefSeq and is a predicted model, not a curated record.
AUGCCAAAGAACUUUGUCGAAAUAAAGAAGAUGAUUAGAGGUCUUGGGUUGCCGGUUGAAGUUAUCGAUUGUUGUUUCUGCAACUGCAUGAUUUACUGGGGGUCAGACGCGGAUUUAACGCGAUGCAAAAUUUGCGAUCACGAAUGGUGGAAACCGCCCCCUAAAGGAAAUUCUGUGAAAAGACGAGUUAACGUCCCUUAUAGAAAAAUGUUUUAUUUUCCUAUAACUGCGAGACUAGAGAGAUUACUAGGCCUGUGUACUGAUGUGUUUCAACCAUUUGGGGCCUUCGGGCAGAAUUAUUCAUCAUGGCCAGUAAUUUUGACACCCUAUUAUCUCCCUCCAGGGAUGUGUAUGAAAGAUGAGUUCAUGUUUUUAACUGUUAUUGUCCCUGGGCCUCGAAAUCCUAAACACCAAAUGGAUAUUUUUCUGCAGCCGUUGAUAGAUGAGCUGAACCACCUGUGGGAAUUUGGAGUCGAAACAUAUGACGUUCACAGGCGACAAAAUUUCCAAAUGAAAGCGGCACUUAUGUGGACGAUUAAUGAUUUUCCCGUUUAUUCUAUGUUAUCUGGCUGGAGCACAUCUGGGAGACUGGCUUGCCCACACUGCAUGGAAAAUACAGAUGCUUUCACGCUUAAAGGGAGUAGAAAAAAGUCGUGGUUUAAUUGCCACAGAAAGUUCUUGCCUCGUGGUCACAUGUACCAUCGUAAUACUACUGAUUUCCAAAAAGGAAAAAGCUUAAAUAAAGUAUUCGGACAGCCGAAAACCGAAGAAGAAUUGUUGGCAGAAGUGGACCGUUUGGGGUUUAUGAAGGCAUAUAAAAUUGGGGUUGAGACAAAUAAUGCGGCAAAGUUGACAGAUUAUGGUUGGAAUAAAAAAAGCAUUUUCUGGGAUUUUCCGUAUUGGAAAACGAAUCUCAUUCGUCACAAUCUCGAUGUCAUGCACAUUGAGAAAAACGUAUUCGACAACAUUUGCAAUAUUGUACUAAAUGUUCCCGGGAAAACAAAAGACCAUGCAAAAUCUAGAGAAGAGUUGAAUGACAUAUGUGAUCGGCCUAAGUUAGCAAAAGACCCGGUUACGGGGAGAUUUCCUAAGGCGAUAUGUGUCGAUACAGUCGGUCUGAAAAUGCAUGGAAUGAAAAGUCACGACUGCCAUAUUUUUAUACAAAGAUUUCUGCCAAUCGCUCUCCGUGAGCUAUUACCGAAGGAAGUGUGGGAGCCUUUAACAGAGCUGAGUAUCUUCUUUCGUGAGUUAACCUCCACUUCUCUAACAAAGAAAGAUCUAGAUCGUAUGAGGCUGGAAAUCCCAAAGAUAUUAUGCAAGCUGGAACGUAUUUUUCCCCCCAACUUUUUUGACUCAAUGGAACAUCUACCCGUACAUCUUUCGUACGAAGCUAUGAUGGCAGGUCCGAUAUUUGAGAAAACUGAAAAAAAAGUCCGCAAUAAAGGGAGGGUGGAAGGAAGCAUCAGUAAUGGAUACUUGAAUGAAGAAACCGCAAAAUUUGCAGCUUAUUACUUUUUAGAAGGUGACCCAAUGAUAUUUGAGCGGCCGCAAAGGAAUGAAGUUUGUGACAUUGAAGUCGACGACGAUGUUGACAGACUAUCUAUUUUCAAGCCGCAAGGGCAAUCAGUGGGUGCUUGCCGCAAGAGAUAUCUUGAAGAUGCUGAGAUUGUUGCUGCCUGGAUAUAUGUUCUGUUGAAUUGUUCAGAAAUUGAAAAUUACAGAGAGGUUUUCGAAGGCGAGUUGCGCAGAGGAAACCCUGAAAUCAGCACCUCGCAAAUUGAAGUAAAGUUCGAGAGUGACUUUGCCUACUGGUUUCAACAAUAUGUGCAAAAUCCAACUGUCUGUACCAAUCCCUUCAUUCUUAGUCUUACUAAAGGACCUCUUAGAUCAGUUAGAACAUUUAAGGGGUACCGUGUAAACGGAUUCAAGUUUCAGACUCAAGCGUAUGGGGAGGAACAGCUUACGAUGAAUAAUGGAGUCUGCGUGAAGGGAAUUCAAUAUGUCGACAGCGAAAAUGACUUUUAUGGAGUUCUGACACACAUAAUUUAG